UGGGGAGCCCAGGGCUUUUCUUUGGGCACAGGCUUUCCGGGGCAUCUGGGGAAGUGGGUUGUAGCCCAGGGAAGCUCGUGCCCGAAUAAAGCGGUUAGCCUCGAAGGGGCCACCAGGGCUCCUGCUGGGGGAGCGCCCGGGGGCGAAGAGGCGUCCGCCCCGCGGGGGGCUGCUGUGGCCGGCCGGAAGUGACGGGCCGUCGCUCACCUGCUGGGAGUGUCGGUUGGGAGGAGGCCGCCGGGGCCCCGCCAUGGAGCUGCCGCCGCGGGCCGCGCUGCUCGGGAGCCUGCUGCUGUGCUGCGCAGGUCUAACAAAAGGCCUAAAGAUAACUUCAACUGAGCAGCUUAUGGUUGAAAAAGCUCAAGGAGAGAAAGUUACAUUGCCAUGUACAUUCACUGUCUCACCAGAAGAUCAAGGCCCACUAGAUAUUGAAUGGGUCUUAAUACCAAUAGAUAAUCAAAAGAAGGAACAAACAAUCAUUAUGUACUCUGUAGACAGGAUUUAUAAUGAUUACUAUGAAGCUAUGAGCGGACGGGUACAGUUCACUAAUCCUGAUCCCAAAUCUGGUGAUGGCUCCGUAGAUAUCCUGAAUCUAAAGUCAACAGACACAGGCACAUACCAGUGCAGAGUGAAGAAAGCUCCUGGAGUUGAAAGCCAAAAAAUACAAUUGACUGUGCUUGUAAAGCCAGCAAGGACUAAAUGCUACAUUGAAGGAUCACAAGAAACUGGAAGAGACAUUACCCUGAAAUGUGUAUCAGAAGAAGGCUCCCCACUCUUGUCCUACAGCUGGAGAAAAUUAACUGGCACAGAGGAACUUCCGGCAACAUCAUUAUUGAAUAAAGAUACAGGUGAACUGUCUCUGAAAAAUGCCUCUGAGGAGUACUCUGGUACAUACAGUUGUGUGGCUGCAAACAGAGUUGGCACUGAUGACUGUUUCGUUGUGCUAAAUGUCACUCCUCCCAUAAAUACAGCUGGCACAAUUGCUGGAGCAGUUAUUGGAACUCUUCUGGGUCUCUUUUUAUUGGCCUUUCUCAUCUUCUGUUGCUGUAAGAAACGUAAAGAGAAAAAAUAUGAAAAAGAAGUGCAUCAUGAUAUUAGAGAGGAUGUUCCUCCUCCAAAGAGUCGUACUUCAACAGCACACAGCUAUAUAGGCAGUAAUCGUUCUUCCCUGGGUUCAAUGUCUCCCUCCAAUAUGGAAGGUUACGCCAAGACUCCAUAUAAUCAAGUACCAAGUGAAGACUUUGAACGUCCUUCUGGUCAAAACUCAAACUUUCCACCAUCAAAGGUAGCUGCACCUAAUCUAAGUAGAAUGGGAGCUGUCCCUGUGAUGAUUCCAGCACAAAGCAAGGAUGGGUCCAUAGUAUAGAAUGGUGCUAAUUUAUGCUUUUUUUUUUAAAUUAUUCUUUACAAAUAUUAAAAACAAAACAAAAAACCUUGUUCCAACCUACAUUUAAAAAGUGCACAAAAUUGUCCUUGAAGAAAAUGAACAGUUAGUUUGAACAGCCAUCACUUUUGCUUAUUAAUUUUAAACUGUUGUUAAAAUAUAUUAAUUAAAAGCUUCAGCAAAAGCAUUUAAGUUCCUAAUGAGACAUGAAACAACGGAGGUAUUUGAAUUUUAGAUGAAGAAACACCAUAUCAGCUAGAUGUGGAAUUCUGAAUAUGAAACACAACAUUGUGUAUUUUUGACAGUGAAAAGACAUUGCAACUGUACUCCAUGAAAUUAGAUUUCCAGAGACUUCACCCUCAAAAUUUGGAAUGAUUUAAAUAUUUUGACUCCUUUGGCCAUUCUGUGAUGAUGGCUACAGUGGCUGAAGUACUUGAAUGACCUAAAUAUUUUACUGAAAGUCUGUGGAAAUCUUUACCUUUCGUAAUGUGCUUUUUGGGGCAUCUUCUGAAUUGCUGAGAACUCGUAUACCAUGGGCUACCAGUUGCAAUUACUUGAACCCGAUCAACUAAUAAACUUGAUUUUGGGAUUAAGUGCAACAAGUGGAAAUGCUACAGGAGAUCUUGCAAGCUUUAUGAAAGCCCAAUUUUAAGAGAAGCUCAUUUUAUUAUAGUCAUGCCAAGCAACCCAAGACUGUUCACUGGCAUUAAAGGGGCAUGAUCAAGUUUAUACCAACUUGUUACUCAUGGAACCUAGUCUUCCAAAACUUCAGAUCAGCUGUUGUUUUCCCAUGAAAAAUGGAUAUGUGUUUGUGGACAAAUAGUUAAAUUAUGCAGGACAGAUAUUUAUCUGUCUUAAGAUUUUCAGAACCUUGCUUUAGUUUUCUAAAUCUCACUUUAAGUUUCUAAAUCCAUAUUUUGAUUCCAAAGAGGCACACAAACUCCAUCUGGAUUUAAUGGGAAAUGAGUGCUCAUCAGUUCGUAAAAUCUGCCCACUUAUUUUGGAAACUUAUUUUUGACCCUAGUGUAUAUAUACACAAUACAACUUUAAUCUGCUAUUUUAGGACAUUCUGUAAACAGGUUUUGUACAAAGAAUUUGUAAAAGGGGUAAAAGAGCUUGGUCCUCGGUGUCCCCAUUAAAAACAAACCAACCUCUAAAUAUUGGUACCAAACACUUAAUUACAUUUACUUUCUCAUAACAAAAAUAGAAUUUCAAAUAAUUUCUCCUCUUCAUGCACUGUGGUUAUCCAAAAUUGUAGAUAUAGAACUAAAAUUCAUUUUUUUGUUUUUUUAAAAAAAAAAAAACCUUUCACAAUUUACAAACUUUAAAAAAAAAAAAAGCUUUUGAGUGCGAUUUCUGUACUAGUCUCAGACUUAUUAAAGUACGGUUGAUAUCUAGUGAUAGCUAUUGGGUUGUUGUGGAUAGUAUAUUUGAAUUUUGCAUCAUUUUGAGUCUUUGAAAGUAAUUUUUUUCAAAACAAAGAAUUUUGUAAAUUUAAAAUGUCACUAGUGGAUACUAAACUGCCAAAUAUUUUUCAAACUGAAAAGGAAGAUCUUAUUUAAGGUAAAUGUCCGAACUACCUGUGUGAAAGAUACUAGGUAUAUCUGUAUUACAAUGAUGUGAGACAAAAGGUUUUCUCAAGAGUUUAGGGAAGCUUUAGGCUAUAGUGUCUUUUUUUUUUUCUAUAGCUGAUUAGGCCUGUGAAAUUAUUCAGCUUGCUCUUAGAUGUUUGUCCUAGUUAUAGGUAGAUACAUAAUUUUUGAUCUGGAUUAUUACGUAGAGUAUAUAAACCCUUUUCAUUCUGAAUUUAGAGAAUGAAGUAGAUAUUAAGUAUUUUAGAUAUGUAUAAAACUUUCCACAUUUUGGGACAUCUUUUUUUAGAUUGUAAUCAGAUACUGUUAGAACUAAGAUACUUUUAUCUUUCAUAUGUGCCUUUCCAAUAAACUUUUAUGCCUGAUUGUAA
Messenger RNA from Dermochelys coriacea (leatherback sea turtle), 3347 nucleotides. RefSeq names its product CXADR Ig-like cell adhesion molecule (gene CXADR). The coding region runs from base 251 to 1366 and encodes 371 amino acids. The record is from RefSeq and is a predicted model, not a curated record. The transcript is spliced from 7 exons. Gene Ontology annotation, biological process: homotypic cell-cell adhesion. Gene Ontology annotation, molecular function: cell adhesion molecule binding. Gene Ontology annotation, cellular component: basolateral plasma membrane; intercalated disc; bicellular tight junction. NCBI's taxonomy places the organism in Eukaryota, Metazoa, Chordata, Testudines, Dermochelyidae.